AGCACUCCCAUCACGCGGCAUUUAUGACUCCGUCUCUUCCCAUCGUCCUCAGCGUCCCCUUCUUCUCCUUCGUAUCAAAACCAAACCCUACUUCUCCAAUCUCCCCCCAAAACCAUGUAUAAAUCUCCAAUCCAAUCCAUCCCUUCAAGAACCCUAGAAUCCCAGAUCCAAAUCUCCACCACAAAUCCAUGGCGUCGGCGCCGGAACCGACCAACGGACUUCCCUUCACGAUCGUGCUUGUGACGACGUGGUACUCGUGCAACAUCGGCCUUCUCCUUCUGAACAAGUACUUGCUCUCCAACUAUGGAUUCAGCUACCCGAUCUUCCUCACCAUGUGCCAUAUGACGGCGUGCUCGCUCUUGAGCUAUGCGUCGGUGGCGUGGUUGAAGGUUGUGCCUCUUCAAAUAGUGAGAUCGCGUGUUCAGUUGUUGAAGAUCGCUGCUCUUAGCCUUGUCUUUUGCUUCUCCGUCGUUGGCGGCAACAUCUCGUUGAAGUUUCUUCCGGUGUCGUUCAACCAGGCCGUUGGGUGCGACGACGCCGUUCUUCACCGCCGUGUUCGCGUAUUUCAUGGCGAUGAAGCGCGAGACUUGGAUCACGUAUCUCACUCUCGUUCCGGUCGUCGCCGGCGUCAUGAUCGCCAGCCGGGGGGAGAGCCAAGUUUUCAUCUAUUUGGAUUUAUCAUGUGUAUUAGUGCAACUGCUGCAAGGGCACUCAAGUCAGUGUUACAAGGAAUUUUGUUAUCUUCUGAAGGGGAAAAGCUAAAUUCUAUCAAUCUUCUUCUAUAUAUGGCGCCGAUUGCUGUUAUUUUCCUACUUCCUGCAACAAUAAUCAUGGAGCCCAAUGUUCUUGCCAUCACAGUAACACUUGCUAGGGAAGAUAAAAAGAUCAUUUGUUAUCUGCUUUUCAAUUCCUCCAUGGCUUAUUUCGUCAACCUAACCAAUUUCCUCGUUACCAAACAUACUAGUGCCUUGACUCUACAGGUUCUUGGUAAUGCCAAAGGUGCAGUGGCAGUUGUGAUUUCAAUACUGAUAUUCAGAAACCCUGUAUCCUUAACUGGGAUGCUGGGCUAUGCACUCACUGUCUUUGGGGUUGUUCUUUACAGUGAAUCUAAAAAGCGUAGCAAGUAGCAGAACCUUUGGUUUUUUUUUUAAAAAAAUCUUGUAAUGUCAAUUCCAAGUGGCAAAA
Molecule: messenger RNA, 1185 nt
Organism: Dioscorea cayenensis subsp. rotundata (Guinea yam)
Lineage: Eukaryota; Viridiplantae; Streptophyta; Magnoliopsida; Dioscoreales; Dioscoreaceae
Product: probable sugar phosphate/phosphate translocator At3g11320
Exons: 4
Coding region: 189-1127 (312 amino acids)
Cellular component (GO): Golgi apparatus
Molecular function (GO): antiporter activity
Source: RefSeq, a predicted model, not a curated record